UAUAUAUUUGUGGUUAUACAUCAGAUUAAAGAGGUAUUCAAAUAAAUUACGCUUUCAGACUGUUAUCAUAAGUUUAUGAUUAUAACCGUGAUAUAGCUAAGUGAAUGCGCCCAAAAUAUGGUAGGUACGAAAGUAGCUGUGGUGUUGUAACUACUGUGCCGGCAAUUGGACUAUUUCAAAGCACAUGUUAGAAGUGCAUUAAUCCAUUACCUACUGUUAUCAUAAUCUAUUAAAGUUAUUAACAAAUAAAAAAUUUUACUAAUUAUGUAUUUUUUAAUUAUUUUUUAUUUUGAAACAACAAAUUUAAUUUAAUUUUUCUUUUGUUAUUCGUAUUUAACUAAUUUAAUAUAUAAACUAUUUUAAUUUUAUUAUGAACAGCAGUCCAUUGUAAUGAUAUCCCGAGGAUCUUCUCGGUGGUUUGGCUGUUCUCAACGGCACAGUCGGUACUAUAUUAAACGAUGGUUCUCCGUGGGUACAGUCAAGUUAUUCGAGUAUAAAGUGGAUUUUUCUGAAAGGUAACUAAGUUUGAAAUUAUAUUACAAUCCAUAGUUAAGUAUUCAAGUAAACAUUACCAAUGUUGUUUCAGGAGUUCAAUAAAUCUUUCAGGAGGUAAAUAUGCACGACUAUCUGAUGGUUGUGCAGUUGCAACACUCGGGGACACCUCUGUUAUGGCAACAAUAGUAAGCAAGUCCACAAAAUCCUCAUCAAAUUUUUUACCUUUAACUGUCGAUUACCGUCAAAAAGCUGCUGCAGCAGGUCGUAUACCUACAAAUUAUUUACGGCGAGAACUUUCUGUAUCUGAACAUGAAAUACUUACCAGCAGAUUAAUUGACCGUUCGUUAAGGCCUCUAUUUCCUUCUACCUAUUGUUUUGAUACACAGGUAACAUAUUUUUAAUCUACAUACUUAUUUAAUAUUACGAGCCCUAUAAUAUAUAUUAAUGUUAGUUGUAUUUUUAGGUCAUGUGUAAUUUAUUAGCGGUCGAUGGAGUUAACCAUCCCGAUAUACUUAGCAUAAAUGCUGCUUCGACAGCUCUAGCUUUAUCUGAUAUUCCUUGGAAUGGCCCUGUUGGGGCUGUUCGUAUAGGUUUAUGUGAUAAAAACUUUGUUACAAAUCCAACCCGUCGUGAAUUAGCUAAUAGUGAAUUAAAUCUUGUUGUUGUAUCAGCUGCCCAAAAUCUAGUUGUAAUGUUGGAAGGAUCAGCAAAUAAUAUUCUUCAACAAGAUUUUUUGAAGGCAAUUAAAUUUGGUGUUAAAGAAUGUCAAUAUAUAGUAAAUGGUAUUCAAAAAUUACAAACAGAAUUUGGGAAACCAAAAAGAGAAUUUGAGAUUAAGAAUGUAGAUGAUACAAAUGGCAAUUUAGAAACAGUUAUCGAGAGUUUAUCUGAGAUUAAAUUGCGUGAAAUUUUUACUAAUGCAAACCAUGAUAAAACAUCUAGAGAUGUUGCGGUCAAGAAUGUUAAAACCGAAGCCAUUGAAAAUCUAAAAUCAAAUUUUGAAAAUUUAAAUUUUGAAAUGUGUUCUGUAAUUUUCGAUAAAAUUAGUAAAAGAGUGUUUCGAAAUUUGAUUUUCGAAAAUGAUCUUAGGUAAAUAAUCUUUAUGAAAUUUUUAUAGUAUUCAUUAAUAUCUUUAAAUGUAUUUAUUUGAAGAUGUGAUGGUCGACAAUUGGAUGAACUUCGAAAAAUAUCAUGUGAAGUUGAUUUGUACAAACCUCUACAUGGUUCAGCGUUGUUUCAAAGGGGACAAACACAAGUUUUUUGUACUGUUGCCUUAGACUCUUUAGACUCAGCACUUAAACUCGAUCCAAUGUCAAUAUUAACAAGGUCAAACAUAAUUUAUAGUUUAAAUAUUUUAUUUUUAUUUAUUCAUUUUAAAUAGAUCAAUUGACUCUGUAAAAAACUAAUUACAUUUUUUCGUGUAUUUUUUAGUGGUAUUAAUGAAAAGAAUUUUUUUCUACAUUAUGAAUUUCCACCAUAUGCAACAAAUGAUAUUGGUCGAAUGAGUCCAUUUAUGAGGCGUGAAGUUGGACACGGAGCUUUAGCUGAGCGAGGAUUGAGAUCAGUUGUCCCUGAAAAUUUUCCAUUCACAAUUAGACUAACUGCCGAGGUUCUUGAAUCAAAUGGUAUAAUUUAAUUAUUUUAAAUUAUUUAUCUUUUGAUUGAAUAUAUUUACUAAAAAUAUUAGGUUUAUAGGAUCAUCGUCUAUGGCAUCAAUAUGCGGUGGCAGUUUAGCUUUAAUGGAUGCCGGUGUACCUAUCACUCAACCUGCUGCUGGAGUUGCUAUUGGUUUAAUAGCAAAUUAUGAUAGUGAUGAUUCCAAACAUAUUAAAGACUAUAGGAUUUUAACUGACAUACUAGUAAGACAUUAAAAUAUUUGUUUUUAAUUUUUAUCUAGAAAUAACAGAAUUGUUUGUAUAUUGAGAUAAUUUUAUGUGUGUUUAAAUAACAUCACGCAAAUAGAUAAAUAUUAAAAAUGAUUACUGUUUCAGGGAAUAGAAGAUUAUAUGGGUGAUAUGGAUUUCAAGUUAGCUGGUACGAAAAAGGGUAUUACGGCAUUACAAGCAGAUAUUAAAAUUCCUGGUUUACCAUUGAAAAUUAUUAUGGAAGCAAUACAAGCUGCUACAAGUGCAAAACAUAAAAUUAUUAAUAUUAUGAAUUCAACACUUCAAAGUACAAGGUAUGUAGUGUUUUGUUGUUAAAACUAAUUAACUAUAUUAUUAAAAUUUUAAUUUUAGGAAACCUAAAAAAGAAAAUUGGCCAUUAACAGAAAUAUUGAAUGUACCAAUACAUAAAAAGGGUAAACUUGUAGGCCCCGGUGGAAUAAAUUUAAAACGUAUUAUGUUAGAAACUGGUGCACAAGUAAUUAUAAUCAUUUUUUCAUUGUACAUAUUUGAAUUAAAUAAAUAUAAAUUUUUGUCAAGAUUUCUACAGAUACUGAAAAUGAUGCAUUUACUAUAUUUGCUCCUAAUCAAGAAGCACUAAAUGAAGCCAAAGAAAUUAUUGAUAAACUUAUAUCUGAAAAAUCUGAACCUCAACUUGAAUUUGGAGCUAUUUACAAAGCUAAAAUAGUUGAAAUACGAGAAAUUGGUGUAAUGGUCACUUUGUAUCCAACAAUGCAACCGGCUUUGAUUCAUAAUUCUCAAUUAGACCAAAGAAAGGUACACUUUUUUUUUUUGAAAAUCUUAAAUUUCAAUCAUUUAUUUUAAAUGUUACCUAUGCAAAGUUUCAUCAAUAAAUUAUUAAACUGUAUACCUAUUUAUAUAUAUAGUAGACAAACGCACAAAUUUUAAAUUUUAUGUACAAGAUAAAUAUUCACCAGUUACUUUUCAUUAUGUUCUAAUUAGAUAAACCAUCCGAGUGCUCUUGGUCUAGAAGAAGGACACGAGAUUCAAAUUAAGUAUUUUGGUCGUGAUCCAGUGUCUGGAAUAAUGAGACUCUCGAGAAAAGUACUACAAGGACCAGCUUCCAGUCCUGCACGUUCUAUUGGGGGUAAAAAUACUCUAUAGACAUAAAUGAAAACUAGUCUUUUGAAUUCUUACCAAUAUUGGUACAAUGAUGUCUGAUUGAACAAUAUAAAAUUACAUUACCUAUUUGUAUAUUAUAA
Cinara cedri is the source of this 3601-nucleotide messenger RNA. Lineage: Eukaryota; Metazoa; Arthropoda; Insecta; Hemiptera; Aphididae. The record is from the annotation of a GenBank genome assembly.